UUCCUUGUUCGUGGUGUCUGCCUGCACGGAUCCCCUUCCUCGGACUUAUAAAUAGUCCAUCUGGGCAGGAAGAUGCAGUCAGAGUGCGCAUCCCCGCACGCCCGCGGUCCAAUCGACGCCGCCGCGGCGGAUGGAGGUCCGGCGACUCUUCCUCUUUUACAGCGUUAUAUGUGGCGUGGGGGACACCGUUUGUAGGACAGAGAAGACAAAAGUAGUAACUUGAUUAAAAAUAUAUAAAAAGCGAAUGUAGUCGCUGGGGGCGCUGGUUGACCGCUGCGCAACAGGCAAUACAGCUACUCAGUGUCAGUCAGAUCAGUGAUAUUAACACAAUCUAAAGAGCAAAGGGGAGUUUCCAGUCAUCAAAGCCCUCCAACUUUCUCAUUCUCAGCCAGACACCACUGAAAAUGGAUCUUACGAAGGCUGCGGCUCCCUUCCUAUGGUUUUCCUUGUACUUUGGGAAUUUUAUGGAAGCGGCGGUGUUGGGAUCCCCGCAGCAGCCCUCCGGCGUGGGUGAUAACGGGCUGGCCGCACAUCUGGAGGAACGGAGCGGAGGAGAAGCGAGAGCGGCGUCCAGGAGCGACGCUCCGAGAAACGGGACCGUGGUGCCUCACGAAUACAUGAUAUCGUUGUACAGGACCCUGUCUGGGAUCGAGAGACGGGGAGCCAACGGCAGCCUUUCCCGGUCACCCAGGCAUGCCAACACCGUGACCAGCUUCGUGGACCAAGGGAAAGACCACCCUUCAGCAGAACCGGGCCAGCGGUACCUGUUUGACAUUUCCAGCCUCUCCAGGGCGGAUGAGCUGGUGGGCGCCGAGCUUCGGAUCCUGCGCAGGCCUCCACCCAACUUGCCAUUGGCGCUGUCCCAGGAUGGCAACCUGUACCGCAUGCUGCUUUACACCUGCCCUGAAGGGGGCGCCACAAGGCGCCUCCUGGACUCUCGUACCGUGGAUCUGCUGGACACCGGGUCAGCCAAGUGGGAGGCGUUCGACGUGUGGGCCGCGGUGCGGACGCUGCCUCGGGGGAGGGGCUCCCCCCUGUGCCUCGACAUGGCCGUCAUCUCUGAGGCGACGGAGGCGGCUGUGCACCCGCUGGCGCUGGGCCUGAGUCGCAGGUGGCGGCAGCCCCAGGAGAGGGCGCUGCUGGUCACUUUCUCCCGCAGCCGCAGGAAGGAGAACCUGUUCCGGGAGAUUCGGGACAAGAUGAAGGCGCUUGGCAGCCUGCGGUCCAGGGAGGGUGCGCAGGAGGCCCGCAGCCACAGGCGGCGCCGGCGGAGGAGGACGGCCCUCUCCGGGAGGCCCGGCAGCAUGGGUGGAGGCGGGGGCCGCGGGGCUGGCAGGCGGAAGACACGAUGCAGUCGCAAGCCGCUACACGUGAACUUCAAGGAGCUCGGCUGGGAUGACUGGAUUAUCGCGCCGCUGGACUACGAGGCGUACCACUGCGAGGGCGUGUGUGACUUCCCGCUGCGCUCGCACCUGGAGCCCACCAACCACGCCAUCAUCCAGACGCUCAUGAACUCCAUGGACCCCGAGUCAACACCCCCCAGCUGCUGUGUGCCGUCCAAGCUGAGCCCCAUCAGCAUCCUCUACAUCGACUCGGGCAACAACGUGGUCUACAAGCAGUACGAGGACAUGGUGGUGGAGAGCUGUGGGUGCAGGUAGCAGGCAGCGCUGGCCGACAGCCCACAUGGAGAGACGGCCCCUCUCGCACUCUGACACGUGCAUGGAAAAUAGGGGGGGGGGGGAGAGGCUGGUUUGGAAGGGCAGAUGUGACGUAACACGCGACUACAGACAGGAGGCGCUCUGCUUGCGCUCACUUGAUUGUACAAGUGCAGGGAGGUGGGCGGGGGUCUGACCAAUCCCGUCCCCCCGUGUUGGUUGAUACCAAAAGCAGGAUCGGAGGUGGCGUCGCUGGGAUGAGACACUCGCGUGGACGUCUUCCUGGUUUUGUCGUUCCCUCUGUGUUUCCUGAGAGAUGGAUCAUGUUUUAAAUAUGAUUUGCACACACAGAAAAAAAACGGAUGAUCUUAACCGGUGUUUCUUGAACAUAUUCACAUCACCCGGAAAGGAUUCUGCGUACGGGCCGUAACUCCCAGGAGAAAGUCCCAAUGGCCUUCAGAGGAGCCUCAAGCUCAGAAACAUCACGUUAAAUUUGCUUUGCCGUCACAGACCUGCAGGACCGGACGAUGUUCAGCUGUAUGCAUUCAUGUCGAUUUUACCGUCUGUCCACAUUCUGUGGAAAGUCAAAUAAUCACGAUUCUCAGCUGUCAUCCAGAACUUUUACCAAUAACUAAAGUCACAUGUUUCCUGCGCAGAUGUCAGUAGGGAGACCCAUGUAAACACCUGGGACAUCAACAACUGAAUGGUAUAUAAAACAAAUUAGGGGACUAUAGAUUAGAAGCAUAUUUUUCUUUUUAUUUAAAAGCAUAGAUUGUCAGCUAAAAUGCAUCAUCGUCCAUGUAGAGUUUGUUUA
Molecule: messenger RNA, 2469 nt
Organism: Brienomyrus brachyistius
Lineage: Eukaryota; Metazoa; Chordata; Actinopteri; Osteoglossiformes; Mormyridae
Gene: gdf7
Product: growth differentiation factor 7
Exons: 2
Coding region: 405-1658 (417 amino acids)
Biological process (GO): BMP signaling pathway; SMAD protein signal transduction
Cellular component (GO): extracellular region
Molecular function (GO): cytokine activity; growth factor activity
Source: RefSeq, a predicted model, not a curated record